AUGAAGUCUAUCACUUUUUCAAUGCAAGUGAUUCUUGGAGUCGCAAGUGCUUCGUUGUAUCCAGGACAGAGUAACUUAAAUCAUACCUGUGCCUUGCAAACACCAUAUCUAUCAUGUUCACCUCAAGCAAAUCCUAACACCACAGAUUCCUGCUGCACCGAAACCUACGGCGGUCUAGUCCUCGCAACCCAAUUUUGGAAUACCUACACCGGACUAGAAUCUUCAGGUCAAGUCUUACCCAAAGACUCAUGGACGCUGCAUGGUCUCUGGCCUGAUUACUGCGAUGGAAGUUACACUCAGUAUUGUGAUCUCAGUCGCCAAUACGACCCCGUCCCCUCACCCAACACCACAACCGGAACCCCAAGCGGAAAACCAGUCCCAGCCUGGAAAGGCCCCGAUAUCUCCACCUUCCUCGCCCCAUUCGGCAAACUCGACCUCCUAGCCUACAUGAACAAAUACUGGAUCAACCAAGGAGCCCCCAACCCCGACUUCUGGGCCCACGAAUUCAGCAAACACGCAACCUGCUUCUCGACCUUCGACCUCCCCUGCUACGGCCCCUCCGCGGUCCCCAACGCCGAAAUCGUCGAUUUCUUCGAGACGGCCAUCGCGUAUUACCGCAUUUUACCAACCUGGGGCUGGCUUGGCGCCGCUGGGAUCUACCCUUCGAACUCUACUACUUACUCUUUGGGUAAACUGCAAGGUGCGUUAAAGGACGGGUUUGGAGCGACGCCGUAUAUUGGGUGUAGCGGGCCAAGAUGGAAUGAGACGGCACUGGGGAAGGGGAGUGCAGAUAAUGGGAGGACGGUGUUGAGUGAGGUGUGGUAUUAUAUGCAUGUUUUUGGACGGGUGCAGGGACGGCAGGGGGUGCCUGUGGAGGCGGGCGCGAACGGGGGGAGUGUUAGUAGUUGUGUUAAGGUGGAGGGGGGGGUGAGGUAUUUGGAGAGGAGUGUGGGGAGUGAGGUUUAG
Molecule: messenger RNA, 966 nt
Organism: Glarea lozoyensis ATCC 20868
Lineage: Eukaryota; Fungi; Ascomycota; Leotiomycetes; Helotiales; Helotiaceae
Product: Ribonuclease Rh-like protein
Exons: 4
Coding region: 1-966 (321 amino acids)
Biological process (GO): RNA catabolic process
Cellular component (GO): extracellular region
Molecular function (GO): RNA binding; ribonuclease T2 activity
Source: RefSeq, a predicted model, not a curated record